AUGCUAGCCCUGUCCACCUUCUUCAGCGUAAGGAUGGGCAUCAGGCAGUUCUAUUCAGACUCCUCAAAAGUGGACCUAUCCCGAGUUCAGAAACACGUUCAGCCCAAAAUUAAUCAGCUAUCACUAUCGCACAGUUUUCCAAAGAAACCAACUUCGCAAAGGCGAAUUCUUCGACGGAGGGAUCGAAAGCUGUCUAGCUCUGGCGAGGUUCUGAACGUGGGUGACGGGAUGCAAGACAGACGGUUCCUGACCUUACGAAUGGCCUGUUCUCGAUUACACAGGGACCAUCCCCAACAGUUUGACGAAGCAGAGAUGCUGGGUAACCUGGUGUACAACGACAGUCAAAAUGCUACCUUGGUCUUCUGUGACUAUAUGCCGGGGAUCACCGGAAUGAGCCAGCAGCUGUACGGCUUAGUGAACUCGGUUAUACAAAGUCAAGAAACCCUGAAAACCUUGGAUGUCAAUUCCGACCAGAUUCAUUUCAGUAACCUCAGAAACGUCUCAUUUCUUCGUGGACACAAACUUUUACGCGACUCUCUAAAGGUUGUGUUUGUAAGGGAGCCUUACUCUAGACUUCUGCAGGUCUACCUACAGAUGUUCUUCAUCACUUACCGCGGCCGGACAAAUGCUUACGAAAAUGCGUCGUGGGCCAAUAAAACUGCAUCAGUCACAACUUGCCCUCAAAGUCUUUCCUUUGCUCACUUCCUGAAAAUGUUUCUAGAAAUGUAUAAAAAGUCACCUGGUCGCAUUUUGAUAAAGAACGGUGCGCUCGACCAAAGAUGGAACUCUGUGCACGAAAGCUGUGGACCUUGUCAAGUAAGUUAUGACUACAUCGGCAAACUCGACAAUCUGGGCCUCGAGCUGAAGUCCAUGUUUUCUGCAUCACAUUUUGAAAAGUUUUACAAUGUGAAACAAAUAGUAAGUAACUGGAAAAGGAAGCUGGUUGAGCAGAUGGUGUCGUCGGCAAUGGACCAGUCUAUGAGGAGUUGCGUCCCCUUACAGUUGGCUUUAGGCAGGAUUUGGACAGGUUUGCAGCUCUUAGGAAUUGUGCCCUUGAAAGAGUCUCUGGUUACGAAAAACACCAACUCUGUGGUGGAUACAAAAAAGGAUUUCAUGGUCCAAAUAGACGAAAUAUUAAAACAGAAAGUGAGCUUUAGAGCAAAGAAUGAAAUGGUAAAAUAUGCUUACCAGCGGGUACCGCAGCAAACGUUACAAGAGCUGAGGAAAGUUUUAUUGCCAGAAUGUCUAUUAUUCGGUUACAACCCCGAUUUGGUGAUGUAA
Molecule: messenger RNA, 1281 nt
Organism: Liolophura sinensis
Lineage: Eukaryota; Metazoa; Mollusca; Polyplacophora; Chitonida; Chitonidae
Product: carbohydrate sulfotransferase 12-like
Exons: 3
Coding region: 1-1281 (426 amino acids)
Biological process (GO): carbohydrate biosynthetic process
Cellular component (GO): membrane
Molecular function (GO): sulfotransferase activity
Source: RefSeq, a predicted model, not a curated record